Molecule: messenger RNA, 1011 nt
Organism: Papaver somniferum (opium poppy)
Lineage: Eukaryota; Viridiplantae; Streptophyta; Magnoliopsida; Ranunculales; Papaveraceae
Product: fructose-bisphosphate aldolase-lysine N-methyltransferase, chloroplastic-like
Exons: 6
Coding region: 1-495 (164 amino acids)
Biological process (GO): peptidyl-lysine monomethylation
Molecular function (GO): protein-lysine N-methyltransferase activity
Source: RefSeq, a predicted model, not a curated record
AUGGAUCAGGUAGAAUCUUACCUGCUUAAUGGUGGGUCUGGUGGCGGUAAUGUACUAAAUUUAGCUGAGUUUCAUUUUGGUGGAUUAAAACCUUGGGUUUCUGUUGCUUUGUUUCUUCUAAGAGAGAAAGCAAAUAAGGAAUCUAAAUGGUUCUUCCGGAAAAACAGAUUCUACCAUAUUUUGUACAGGUCAGAAGAGGAGCUUUCUGAACUUCAAGGAACUCAACUAUUGAGCACAACCUUGGGUGUUAGAGAAUAUGUGCACAGAGAAUUUCUCAAAUUCGAACAAGAAGUCAUACUUCCCAACAAGCGCCUUUUUCCGUCAAUUACAUCAGAUGACUUCUUUUGGGCGUCUGGUAUACUCGGAUCAAGAGCAUUUUCACGUCUUCCCAGUCAAGAUCUUGUUCUCGUCCCUCUAGCCGACUUGAUGCUGCUGAGGCAAAGUAGUGAAAACCUAAUCAAGAAUUUUAAUGCUGGUAGGGGAUGGAUGAACUGAAACAAGCAGUUGACAGUUCUACGGUAGGGGAUGGAUGAACUGAAACAAGCAGUUGACAGUUCUACGGUAGGGGAUGGAUGAACUGAAACAAGCUACGGUGGAGUCUAAGAAAUAGCAAAUUCAAAGAAGAAACAGAAGUUUGCAGCUUAUGGUCCUUGGAGAUGCAGCAGAGUUAUUAAAGUUAGCAGACCGGCGGGCAUCAAGUCUGUGAGAGAAACUGGAGAAAUUAUUUCAUUAACUUGAAGAGUCAGAUACCCAGUAUAUUCAGUACUGUUUCACCUAGUACAUAUCGACAUGUAGUAUAGGAUUAUACAAAAUAUACAGUUGCAUGUCUAAAUUUCCCUCUUUAGUUUUCAACUUGAUUAUUUUUCUUGUCUGGGAGAAGUUUUACAGUUCUGAACCUGGGGAUUAUACACCUCAUACUAUGGUAUUAGUGUAUUCCUUCAUCCUCUAGAGGAGUCGAAUCUAUAAAAUUGAGUUUACACAUUACUUAUCCUCUGCCAAUGUAUAUGUUGU